Penaeus vannamei (Pacific white shrimp) is the source of this 630-nucleotide messenger RNA. NCBI's taxonomy places the organism in Eukaryota, Metazoa, Arthropoda, Malacostraca, Decapoda, Penaeidae. The record is from RefSeq and is a predicted model, not a curated record.
AUGUCAUCCCCUGGCACCCUCUUCACGCACCCUCUGGCACCCCCUCAUACCCACGGACACCCCUUGGUACCCAUGGGACACCCCUCAUACCCACGACACCCUCCCAUGACACCCCUCAUACCCACGGACACCCCUUGGUACCCAUGGACACCCCCUCAUACCCACGGACACCCCUUGGUACCCUCUGAGUCAUACCACGGACACCCUUGGUACCACGGACUCGAGCACCCUCUCAUACCCACGGACACCCCUUGGUACCCUCUGAGCACCCCCUCAUACCCACGGACACCCCUUGGUACCUCUGACACCCCUGGACACCCUUGGUACCGGACACCCCGAGCACCUCUCAUACCCACGGACACCCUUGCACCCCUCAUACCCACGGACACCCCUUGGUACCAUCGAGCACCCUCUCAUACCCACGGACACCCCUUGGUACCCUCUGAGCACAUACCCACGGAGGUACCCACGACACCCUCGAGCACCCGAACACUCCCGGCACCUCCUAGCACCCCCCCCACCCACUGGCACCCUUGGCACUGGAUGGUGUCCACAGCCAGCAACGCCACUUCCCGUUCCGUGACCCUGCGUGAGUCAGCACAACUGUCGGCCGAAGGAGGGGCCAAAUGA